Messenger RNA from Rotaria sp. Silwood2, 378 nucleotides. The record is from the annotation of a GenBank genome assembly. NCBI's taxonomy places the organism in Eukaryota, Metazoa, Rotifera, Eurotatoria, Philodinida, Philodinidae.
AUGGUUGACAAGUUACCACCAGUUGAUGAAACAUCAACUGAUCAAUCAAAUCAUCACAAACAACAACGGCAGCAAAUAAAUCGAAAAAAAAAACUACGUCGUUUACAUUAUACAACUCCUAUUUAUACCGUUGAAGAUGUUGAUGAUAAUGUGAUACUUACUGGUAAUCAAGGUGGUGGUACAGGUGCAGGUGCUUUUACUCAAGGUGGUCCAAUAGGUGCAGCUGGUGUUAAUUUAGGUGGUCUAAUAGGUGCAGCUGGUGUUAAUCUAGGUGGUCAUAAGGGUGCAACUGGUUCUCAGCAAGCUGGUCUUAUACAUAUAAUGCAAUCGCAUGAUAUUCGCGGUUUAUUUGCAUUAAUAGCUGAAGAACUGAAUUGA